CGCCGUGCAGAAAAUGUGCCACACUGAUUUUGUGCAAUGUACUGAAACUCUUUCACGUGACUGGUAAUAUUGCAGUUUUGCAUAGACGGCAAUUAAUUGAAUUUUUUUUGCUGUAAAGUAGUGAUUUCAUUUUCUACUGGCACUAGCAGUGAAGUUGUUUCCAGGUACUACUGGGCUCGACGGCUCGAAACAAAAUGGCGGGAAUAUCGACCGCUAUUGUUCGACCGAUGAUUACGAUAAAUGCCAGUGAGCUUGCAAGUGUAAUGGCUCGUCAUCAAUACCAACCAAGACAAAAAACCAUGCUUAAAGUUUGGCAGAGAACUGACCAACGAACAUUUUGCAUUGCUAACGCUCUAGAAUAUAAAAGCAACAUUUCAGCGGUUAUUCGUCAUUACUAUGAAACUGCUGAUGUUCAAGCGACGAAAACAAAGGACACUCUGCUAAACGGUCUUGUUGACAAAUGGGACCAGAAUGAACAGAGUUUUAUUCAAGUAAUGAAGGUUAUAUUUCCCGAGAAUGGAUCAAACGAUCAUUUUGAGAAGCUACGUUUCGAAAUCCUGAAAGAAUUGAAAUACCUUACUUACUGCCGUGAAGAAAGAGUCUUGUACGAAUCCCAAAUUCGAAGCAAUGAUUUCCUUCAAGAACUUCAGAAGCUGUGCAAAGAUGAAAAUAGACCAGUUUCCGAGUCAGCAAAAGAGAUUUGUGAGAAACAAGGAAUAAACAGUGAUGAAGUCAUUAAAGCAGUUGAAUCAAAACUCACAAAGGACAGAGGUACGAAACUUGAAAGCAAAACUAUUGAUGCCUUUGGUAAGGACAAAGAGAUCGAUUACUUUAAAGCAGAAGAUACUAUUGAGUUGAAAUUCAUGAAUUGCGGAGGGGUGGAAUGGGUCCUUCAAGGACGUGCAGAUGCCUUAGUGGAAGAUGAAGUGAUUGAGGUUAAGAACAGGACAAAUCGAUUCAUGCAGCCCAUUUAUGAUUUAAUCCAAUUACAAGCUUACCUUUUCUUAUAUAACAAAGAAAAAGGGGUUCUAUUAGAAAGAUUGAAAGGAGAAAACAAAGAAUCCAAAUUUGAAUUUAAAGAAGGAUUUUGGAUUGAUGAUGCAAUACCAGCAAUGAAGGAUUUUGUGGAAGAACUACAGAAUUUGAUUGAGAAGAGCAAAAAUCAGUUCUCUGAGGAUCGAUCCCAUACCUCCCCCUGCAAAAGGCACUUUGAAAAAUAUGACAACUCUCCCAUUAACAAAAAACCCUGCUCUGAAUAGUAAGAAUAAGCAACAAAUUACCGAUUUUAAUAUGAAAUAUUGUAUAUGAUAAUUAACAUAUUAUUCAUAAGCAAACACAAGGGCAGAGACAAGAAUAACAAUCAAGAAAACUACUAACAACUUUUCAGGCUGCUGGUAGAUACCACUGUUUAUCACAUGAAAAUACUGGAGGAGUUGACUUGUGAUCUUUUUGAAAGACUUUUUUGGAAGUGAUCUGGUACUUUGUGGUAUAGUGAAUUGCACAAUUGUAUAGAAUAUUAAGUCACAAGUGUGUACAAUGAAUAUUUAUUUUUGCUGAUGCUCUUGUAGAGUUAUUGCACUUAAACUGUGCAAGUAUACAAAAUCUAAGUAAUACUAAUUUGUACUAAAAGUGGAUCUGAAGCAAGA
This is a messenger RNA of Exaiptasia diaphana, 1646 nucleotides long. RefSeq lists its product as uncharacterized. The coding region runs from base 195 to 1259 and encodes 354 amino acids. The record is from RefSeq and is a predicted model, not a curated record. Lineage: Eukaryota; Metazoa; Cnidaria; Anthozoa; Actiniaria; Aiptasiidae. The transcript has a single exon.